CCACAGAUAAUCAAUAAACUUUACGUACUUUUGCGUUUUGCCCUUCUAACUUGACUUUUGACGCGAAGCAAUAAGCAUUGGCAUUCGUCAUUCCAGUUGGUUGGCCUUUGGCCUACUUGUUAUUUCUUUUAUUGUUUCAUUAGCUGUUUGAAGUUUUUAAAUAAAGUAAAUGUAGAACAUAAAUUAUAUUUUUCAUUUGUUCCUUAUACAAUUAUGUUAACUUAUUUCGCUGGACAUGAUUAAUUAGAUUGUAAAAUGCCUAGCAUCAGGAAAUACCGACGUGACACAACCGAAGUCAGCUGUUGUUUAAAAUAUGUAAUUUUUGGUGUAAAUGUUUUAUUUUGGUUUCUGGGAUUAAUUGUGUUGGCGGUGGGUGUGUGGGCAUGGACAGAAAAAGAUACAUUCAGUAAUCUGUCACGCUUGACUAAUAUUGCUUUGGACCCGGCAUUCAUAUUGAUAUGUGUUGGUACAACGACAUUUAUAAUAGGCUUUACGGGAUGCGUCGGUGCCUUGCGUGAGAACACGUGCCUAUUAGCUUGUUAUGCAGUAUUUCUCGCUCUUCUUCUAUUGGCGGAAAUGACAGCUGGAAUAUUAUUCUUCGUGUUUAAAGACUGGAUCAAACAGCAAGCUUCAAGUGGAUUCCAGUCAUUUAUCACACAUUACAGAGAAGAUCCUGAUCAGCAGAAUUUGAUUGACUGGAUUCAAGAAGAUUGGUUGCAAUGCUGCGGUGUAGAAGGUCCCCGCGAUUGGGAUCGCAAUGCAUAUUUCAAUUGUUCAAGUGGUGCUGUUGGUUCUCGAGAAGCUUGCGGAGUGCCUUUUAGCUGUUGCCGGAACAAACCGCAAGACAUCAUCAGGAAUAAACAAUGUGGAUAUGACGUUAGGAAACCUACUUAUCAAUCGAGCGAACGUGUGAUACACGAACGUGGAUGUCUGGCAGCCGGUGAAGAUUGGCUUCAACGAAAUUUCGUACCCGUUGCCGCCGCAGUACUGGGACCACUUGCCCUUAAGAGUUUUGACAUAGCUAAGAUAAUAUAUGACAAGGGUUGUCUUGAGGCCGCUGAAGAGUGGUUCGACCAUAAUCUGUUGAUUGUAGCCACGUCCGCUGUUUGUACUGCUUUUGCACAAAUCCUCGGCAUAUGUUUCGCACAAAACCUCCGCGCGGACAUAUUCGCUCAAAAGGCGAAGUGGCACUGA
This is a messenger RNA of Melitaea cinxia (Glanville fritillary), 1194 nucleotides long. It is a transcript of the gene Tsp26A, whose product is annotated as tetraspanin-5. The transcript is spliced from 9 exons. The coding region runs from base 256 to 1194 and encodes 312 amino acids. The record is from RefSeq and is a predicted model, not a curated record. Gene Ontology annotation, cellular component: membrane. NCBI's taxonomy places the organism in Eukaryota, Metazoa, Arthropoda, Insecta, Lepidoptera, Nymphalidae. Gene Ontology annotation, biological process: protein localization to plasma membrane; protein maturation.